CACGGUAAACAGCUGAUGACGGUAACAAUAAACUUAUGUUCUGAUUGGAAAAUUCGUGUCGUGUUGUGAUACUUAAUUGGCCAGUGUUUGUGACUGUUGUCAUUUGAUUUAGUGUCGAAGAGUCGGUUGGACACAGAUGGUUUUAUGACAAUUGCUUGAGGAUGUCCAGCGAUAGGAGUAGUGUCAAAAUCCAUCUGCCACUGGGCGAUGAAGCUGGCGAGUCAGUUUCGUACAAUGCGAGGAGCGUCUGCAGCCCGCCCAACGAAUCUCUCAACAACGCCUCUGUUUUAAGCGGUUCCCAAUCGAAUCUAUGCAAUGGAUCGUCCGGGGUGACGAUCGCCGGAGCGCUCCGGAAGGUGCCCAACAGCAGCCCGAGCAACAAACGGCCCAUGAUCUCGUUGACGCAUCUGCCGAAACGUCCGCCCGUCGACAUCCAGUUCAACGAUCUGUCCUAUUCGGUUUCGGAAGGACGAAAACGCGGCUACAAAACCAUCCUGAAAUGCGUCAACGGGAAAUUCAAGUCCGGCGAACUGACCGGCAUCAUGGGACCAUCUGGAGCAGGGAAGAGCACCCUGAUGAACAUUCUUGCCGGCUACAAGACGUCCAACUUAAGCGGAUCAGUAUUAAUAAACGGAAAGGAAAGAAGCCUGCGCCGCUUCAGAAAAAUGUCCUGUUACAUUAUGCAAGACGACUGUUUGUCUCCUCAUUUGACGGUCAAAGAAGCCAUGACGGUUUCGGCGAAUCUCAAAUUGGGCAAGGGCAUCACCAGGUCGGAGAAGAAGGUGGUGAUCGAUGAAAUUUUGGACACGUUAGGUCUUCAGGAUGCGGUCGACACCAAUUCAUCAAGUCUGUCUGGUGGACAAAGGAAGCGGUUGUCUAUUGCUCUGGAAUUGGUGAACAAUCCGCCGGUGAUGUUUUUCGACGAACCGACAAGCGGAUUGGAUAGUUCGUCGUGUUUCCAAUGCAUCAGUCUGCUGAAGUCCUUGGCAAGAGGUGGAAGAACCAUAAUUUGCACAAUCCAUCAACCUUCUGCCAGAUUAUUCGAAAUGUUCGAUCAUUUGUACAUGCUGGCCGAUGGACAGUGCAUCUACAAAGGCAGCGUUAUUGGUUUGGUGCCAUUUUUGUCCAGCAUGAGUUUACACUGCCCUAGCUAUCACAAUCCGGCUGAUUAUGUUAUUGAGGUUGCCUGCGGAGAACACGGCGAUUGGGUGCAAAAAUUGGUGGUUGCCGUUAAUGCAGGAAGAUGUAACAGUUUUGUGAACGAUAAGAAGGAACCGAAGAUGAUUGCCAAUGACAUUUCCAAAGAAACAUCGACUGUUAAAACGGACGAACCUAUCACAAAUAGUAUUUCAAAGCCUUACAGUGGAACACCAGCUGUAACUCCAGCAACUUGUACUACAUCACUGCUGGAAUCUUCGGAAAAUCUAACGGCGGCCGACAAAAACGGUUUUCCUACAACAGGUUUCCAGCAGUUUUGGAUUUUGUUGAAGCGCAGCACUAACAUCAUAGUAAGAGAUAAGACUUUAACCAGAAUGAGACUUUUAGCACAUUUUAUUAUUGGCGUAUUAAUUGGAUGUAUCUAUUAUAACAUUGGAGAUGAUGCUGCUAAAGUUAUGAGCAAUGCUGGAUGUUUGUUCUUUAGCGUUAUGUUCAUGAUGUUCACAGCUAUGAUGCCAACAAUUUUAACAUUUCCUUUAGAAAUGUCUGUCUUUGUACGGGAGCAUCUGAAUUAUUGGUAUUCUUUGAAGGCGUACUAUUUCGCAAAAACUCUUGCAGACAUACCGUUUCAGAUUGUACUAACAACGUGUUAUAUAGUCGGUGUUUACUUCAUCACUUCUCAACCUUUAGACGGUAAACGAUUUGGAAUGUUCCUUUGCGCAGCUGUGCUCACUGCUUUAGUCUCGCAAAGUUUUGGUCUACUCGUCGGUGCUGGAUUCAAUAUAGAAGGUGGUGUAUUCUUGGGGCCUAUCUCAACAAUCCCAAUGGUGCUUUUCUCAGGAUUCUUCGCAAAUCUCGACGACAUCCCGUAUUACAUUAGCUGGCUACCGUACAUGAGUUACCUAAAGUACGGCUUCGAAGCGUCUAUGAUAGCGAUUUACGGCCUAGAUCGACCGAAACUUAAAUGCGAGCAGAUGUACUGUCACUUCAAAUAUCCCACCGCAUUCUUGAAGCAAAUGUCCAUGAAGGAUGACAUGCAGACGUACAUAAUCGAUAUUGUUGUGCUCGCAUCGUUGUUUUUGUUAUUAAGGAUAAUAGCGUAUUUUGUACUGAGAAUAAAAUUGAUGACUGUAAGGCACUAGAUGAAAACUGUAGAACCUGAGGAAUUCCUUAAUUGCUUUUAUUAGGACGGAUAUACGACCGGAAUGUAACAAUUUUAACAGAGAUGGCACAACAAUACUUUAAUUAUUAGAGGUAAAAGACAAAAUUGAUUGAAGCUCUCUUAAUACUAGUAUUGUACUAUUCAUGGUGCUUCUACACCAUGGAUUUAUUAAUUAAUGACAUCUCUGUAGACAUGUAUGCAAUUUUUUUAACAUUACUAUAUAUUAGAUGUGUCUAGGUAUUUUGGCCCUUUAGAUUUACGAAAUGUAUGCUUGUAGGUCUUAAAGAAAAAUUUAUUAUGUACCAGUUACACAAUAUCUAGACAUAUCCUCUCUGACAAGUAAAAUAUAACAAUAGUCUACUUAAAUUAAUUACAUAAUUCUUUUUGUAUCUUGGAAAAAGCAAUAUUUGGAAAAACAAUUAUUGUAAAACUCUUGCCCUUGAAAUUGAUUGAUUGAUUUGAACAAUGAGAUUAUAAUAGUGUUUAUUUUAAUAUUUAUAUUUAAAUGCAUUUACAUAUAUUGAUAAUUUUGAUAUUAUACGCACUAAACUGUAGAAAUUUUAUUGUGAUAGUAUUCUAGAUUUUUUUAUUGUGAUGGAUUUUAUUUUAUUUAUUAUUAUUUUACCAUUUUGUUCUGUAACCAUGGUUUCAAACAGAACUGUACCAUACUCAAUUUUUUAAAAUAGCAUAUUAACAGUAUAUACAAUUAUUAUAUGUAUAUAUUUCACAUUUUCAAAAUAAACUUUUUAUAUAAA
Aethina tumida (small hive beetle) is the source of this 3075-nucleotide messenger RNA. It is a transcript of the gene Atet, whose product is annotated as ATP-binding cassette sub-family G member 4. The record is from RefSeq and is a predicted model, not a curated record. The coding region runs from base 162 to 2300 and encodes 712 amino acids. Gene Ontology annotation, cellular component: plasma membrane. Lineage: Eukaryota; Metazoa; Arthropoda; Insecta; Coleoptera; Nitidulidae. Gene Ontology annotation, molecular function: ATP hydrolysis activity; ABC-type transporter activity; ATP binding. The transcript has 9 exons.